UACACAAUCACAAAAACAUCAAAUCUUUUUAAGUACUCCUCUCAUCCUCACCUCAAAACCCAAAAAUCCUACACCUCUAAAAAUAAUUGGAGCUGCCUCUCAGUGACCCCCAAGGCAGGCAAAUGGCAACCAUGGCAACUACCUCCAGUGUUGCAGCAGGCCUGGCAUCUCCUCUCCCUCUCGUCCGCCGUUCUUCAAAGCCUACUCUCACUUCCGGAUUCACAAGGCCUCAGGUGGCCUCAAGAAGCCCUCUCAAUCUGAAGUUGGCUUCGGGUGGAAGGUUCACCUGCUUUGAGAGGGAUUGGCUUCGCACCGAUCUCAAUGUGAUUGGAUUUGGGUUGAUUGGGUGGCUUGCACCGUCGAGUGUUCCGGUGAUCAACGGCAACAGCUUGACAGGGCUCUUCUUCCAGAGCAUCGGCGCCGAGCUCGCUCACUGGCCCACUGGUCCAGCCCUCACAUCUCAGUUCUGGUUGUGGAUGGUCUUAUGGCACGUGGGGCUGUUCCUUUGCCUCACUUUCGGCCAGAUUGGUUUCAAGGGAAGGUCCGAGGAAUACUUCUAGAAGACUCGACCCACGGCUACUCAGGCUCUGUGUACUAUUGUGUAUAUCACGGCUUGUCAUGUUCUCUGAUCUGCGUUUUAUGUAUCACAGUGCAAUGUUGGUCUUUAAAUUAUUUGGCUCAGAAACUGCGAUAACUUAUUAGAUUGCAACUGUUCAAGUCCCACAAA
This is a messenger RNA of Elaeis guineensis (African oil palm), 727 nucleotides long. RefSeq names its product photosystem I subunit O. NCBI's taxonomy places the organism in Eukaryota, Viridiplantae, Streptophyta, Magnoliopsida, Arecales, Arecaceae. The record is from RefSeq and is a predicted model, not a curated record.